ACUCGGGCAUUCCAUGAUAACCUGUUACGCAUCACUUUUACUUCCUCUUGUUAAGUUUACCUUGCUUUGUGUAGUCUGUGUGCCUGUCACAACAUGAAAAUGUUCCUGUAAACAGUGUUUUAUUCAUUUUAAAACUGGGUAAUUUCGAAGCCCAGAGUAAAAUAAGUUACAUAGGCAAACAAGAGGUAUAUCGAAGAGGAAGGUGUACGAGAGGCCGGAAACUGCAUGUCUAUUUGUCCUUCAUCUUCAGUGAUUUAUUAAAUUAAAGUCUUAAUAAGUCCCGUGUCGGAUCAGCUUUGGUGGAUACAAAGUCACAAGAGGCCAACAAAGCAUGGGCCACAUCAUCUCUUCGCCCACUCAAAGAUGUAUCAAAGAGUGCAGUAGAAAUCUUGGCACGUAUAUCAAUGGUUACAAGUGGUAUCAAGGCUUUCAGAGUAACUUCUGCUUCUGCUGCAGAGUUUUCUGAUAAAGCUGAGGAGAGAUAUGAUCCAAUGUAUGAUCCAAGUGUUCAAGAAUUAAACAUUGAAGAAAUAAUGAUGAAAAAUACCAUGGAUGGACAUGCUGAUCCAAUAAUGAAUGAAGCAACCCAUGACGUGGACAAAAAAAUUGCAAGUAGGCUUAGUAGUGCUCAGGAAGUAACAAGCAAUAUAGUAGAAACUGUCAGAGGUACACGAGAUGAAAUUAAUAAAAGAAUAGAACAGUUUGAACCUCUUCUUGAUGCAAAAAAGUUUGAAAGAGAGAUCACAGAAGAGCAUCUUAAGGUUCUAGAUGAUAAGUUAUCUGAAAUUCAGGGUAUUGCUUAUGGCCAAGAUUUUAAAAUUUUAAAGGAAGUAGAGCAUUCUAAACCUUUAGAAGAAGUUUUACAAGAUGUAGAUAAAGAACAAAUAAGUGACAGAAAAGGCAAGACAGGAUCUGCAUAUUCUGCACAAUGUAGAGAUAAACAAGAAGUGCAAAGCACAAAUCCCUCCAAAAAUACUAAGGAAAAUGGCUCAUUACCUGAUUCCAGUUUGCAUGAAAUAGGUGUAGAAGAAGUCGUAAUGCAAGAGGCUUUAAGCGGUCAUAGUGACAAGUUUCUUAGUGAACUGUCACAAAGUAGUGAUGAGCUAUUGACAGGUGCACUCAGUAAUAUUCAGGAGGUUGUACACAACAUCAGUGAAAUUAAAGAAGGAAGCAUUGGAAUAUUAGAACAAUUUGAACCUCUUCUUGAUGUAAGAAAUAUUCAGGAAAGAGAGAUUACAGUUGAACAACUUCAGGUUCUAGAAGAUGAAUUACAGGGACUUCAAGGUAUUACUUGUGAAAAUGAUUUCAAGAUAUUCAGGAAAGAUGAAUAUUCCCAACCUGUGGAAGUUAAACAUGAUAUUGUUAAUGAGCUAGUUUCAUCAGAAAAGACCAAAAUUGAUAACUGUGCACAAGAGUUGGUGGAAAAAGUUGUUACUCCUGCAAGCUCACCACUUGCUGCUGUUGAGAAUUCUAGUGCUGUAGCUGCAACUACAGCUCCCACUUCAACAACUAUUGGUGCUGCUACCACAGUACAUGCAUUAGGCAAUAAGGCUCAAGCAAGCAGUAAAGAAAAACCAAAAAGUCAUUAUGGGUCUGCAAUGUGUCAACCAUCACAAGAAGCCACUUUUUCAACUGCUACUGUUAUUUCUACAAUUGAUUCAUCCCCUCCUGGGCCAGUGACUAGAGAUACUGAUGAGCACAAUGCAAGUUCUAAUAACUCUCAUAAUCUAAAAGACCAAACUAAUGCAGCUCAUACAAAGCCCAAACCCAGGCUUUUAGGAAAGAAACCAUUGGCAAAGGAAAAGCCAAAAUCAACAUUGGCAGACACUGCACAGGCACGAAAGGUGCCUCACUCUCGGAUGGGCCGCUUGAUGUCAUUUGGUGGUUUAGCUGCAGGAUUAGGAGUGGGCACUAUUGCUGAAAUGACUCGUCGAUCCUUGGGUGUGAAAGAAGGCAAUGGUAGUGGAUCCUUGUUAGAUGGAUCUCCUUUCUUGACAGAGGCAAAUGCAAAAAGAAUUGUUAACACAUUGUGUAAAGUAAGAGGAGCUGCUUUGAAGCUGGGUCAGAUGUUGAGCAUUCAAGACAGUGCACUAAUAAACCCUCAGAUACAGAAGAUCUUUGAUCGUGUGCGACAGUCGGCAGAUUUCAUGCCAACAUGGCAGCUGGAGGGAGCUAUAGCACAGCAGUUGGGGCAAGACUGGAAGUCUAAAAUAGCUUCUUUUGAAGAGAAGCCUUUUGCUGCUGCAUCCAUUGGUCAAGUACAUUUGGCAACUCUUCAUGAUGGUCGUUCAGUAGCCAUGAAGAUUCAGUAUCCAGGGGUAGCACAAGGAAUUGAGAGUGAUAUAAACAAUCUUAUAUCCACUCUUAGUGUUGCAAAUAUUCUUCCUGAAGGUCUUUUUGUGGACUCUAUUGUUGAGGUGGCCAAGCGAGAGUUAAGAUGGGAAUGCGAUUAUAUACGGGAAGCAGAGUGCACUCGAAGGUUUAGUGAAUUGGUGAAGACUUAUCCUGAGUAUUAUGUUCCUGAAGUGAUUUCGGAGCUUUGCACAUCACAGGUCUUCACUACAGAGUUGAUUGAUGGUAUUCCAGUGGACCACUGUAUCGAUAUGGAUCAAGAAACAAGAAAUUUUAUAUGUGAGAAGAUACUUGGCUUGUGUCUUUUAGAGCUAUUUCGCUUUGGCUUCAUGCAAACUGAUCCAAACUGGUCCAACUUUUUCUAUAAUGCAGAAACAGAGCAGGUAGCACUUCUGGACUUUGGUGCAUGUCGGGAUUAUAGUAAAGAUUUUGUUGACAAGUAUAUUCACUUAAUUCAUGGUGCAGCUAUAAAGGAUCAUGAAAAAGUUCUUCAUUACUCACAGGAGCUUGGCUUCCUAACAGGAUGUGAGGCAAAGGUAAUGGAAGAAGCGCAUGUGGAUGCUAUCAUGAUACUGGGUGAAGCAUUCCAAGAAGAUAAGCCUUUUCAUUUUGGAAACCAAGACACCACAUACAGAAUUCAGCAUCUGGUUCCUGUUAUGCUUUCCCAUCGCAUGUGCGCUCCACCUGAAGAAUCAUACUCCCUUCAUCGUAAAAUGUCAGGGGUUUUCCUUCUCUGUGCAAAAUUAAAUGGAAUUGUUAAAUGUUAUUCAAUGUUCCAAGAAGUUUUCAGCAGUUACAAGUUUGGAGGGACAUGGGAAGACUUUCAUGCUGGCAAGUUAUGAUCAUAAUUAUGUAAGAUAUUAACCAGUAGCAUUACUGUUAAAAGGAAAUUUUUUGAGAGGAAAAAUAAGAAGCAUUUAAACAAACUGCAGGAAAUUAUGAAGUAGAGAUAUAAUAAUGUUGCAAAUUUAGUUUAGUAAAGUUGCUCAAGAAUGCUGCUCAGUUAACGGAGUAGAUAAUAUAAAUAGUUAUUAGGAUGCAUAUGAAAUAAGCAAUACAGAUCAUGUAAUUUCUCAGCUACUGCUGAUCUUGGUGGACUCAUUUUUAAGAAUUUUCACUAUUAUAGCUCUGCAGUAUAAAUUAUACUCGUGCAGUAGAAUUAACCCUUUCAGGAUCCGUCACGUAGAUCUACGGCUUUACGUUCAGGGUCCAAACCGUAGAUCUACGUCAUGAGCUCGGCUCACUCUGAUAAACUGUGAGUGGUACAUUUGGGCCCAGAUAUGAGAGAAUACAUCUAUGUGGUAUGUGUGCACUACAUAAAACAGAUCCUGCAGCACACUGUGUAUAAUGAGAGAAAAAAAACUGAAAUCAUGAUUUUUCGAUUAAAACAGCGACUUUGCAGUGUUUUUCGUAUGUUUUUUAUGGUUGUAUUUGCGAUUUCUUGGUCUCAUUUGAUAGAAUGGAAGACAUAUUACAGAAAUAGAGAUGAUUUUGAUUGGUUUUAGCACUGGAAAUGGCUUGAAACUGAGCUCAAAGCAGCAGAAAUGUUAAAUUUUUGCCAAUAUUCAAGAGUAAACAAACGACCUCACACGUCAAAUACACGCCAGCUGGUGGGUCUAAUAUGCAUUCACAAAUAUAGUGAUGAUAUUUAUACAAUUAUUACAGUAUUGCAUAACAGUAAAUCUUCUAUUUUUUGGUGUGAAUAAAAAUUCAUUGUGUGAAUAAAAAAUCAAAAUGGAAUUUAUUUGUAAAGCCUCAAAACAUAACUAAUGAACAGAGAAAAUGUUAGUUUAGUUCCAGGAAUACCUACAUUGUUUAUUCUGGACCCUAUUUUGAAAUUGGAAUAUUUUGAACUUUGUGUUAAAUUGGCCAAAUUAACAAUUUCCGAUCACUUUAAUUUGUAGUUGAAACAGUUGACUUGGCGAUUUCUUGUGCUCAGUCGAUAGAAUAGAAGUAAUACUAGUGAAAUAGCUAAGAAUUUGGUUGACUGGAAUAAUGUAAUUGGCCUAAAAUGGGAGUCGAAGUCGGCAAAAUCGCCGAUUCAUAAAUAUCACUGACACAUGAAAAUUCGUGAGAGCAUAAUUCCGUCAAUUUUCCAUCAAAUUUCGUACUUUUUGUUUUAUUACCUUCACAAAAAGAUUCUCUACCAUUUCAUAAGAAAAAUAACAAAUUCUUUUUUUGAAAAUUCUUGGACACUGGGGCACCACUUCAGAUUUGGGCCUUGGACCCUGAAGGGGUUAAUGAUCUUAUGAAAUCAGCAGAACCCUCAUAGGAAUAAUUUCAGAAGUGAUGAACCUGAGGCAUUUGUCAAAGACUAGUAGAUUGGUGAAUCUGUGUGAAGCUACCAUCACCAUUUAAAGGAAAACUUUAUUAGCUUUGCUGUAUACAUAUAUCCAGAUGUCCCAUUACAACAAAAAUCCUGGCAAUUUGUAAAAUGUUUUCUAGCAGACUUGCUGAACAUGUUGGACUUGACUGUAUAGAGCAAUGUAUAGAAAUCCAAGCAAGCUAAUAGAAGUAUAGAAUAAAUCCUUAUAGUAAUUUGUAAACACAAGAAGAUAGUAGUAAUAUAUUUUUUUUUUUUACAUGAUAAAUUCAAUAUACAUAAAAAUGAUGAGGAAUUCUUACUAGGAGCAAUAGUAAUAUAAUAAAAUGCUUGCACAGAACAAUGUACAUAGUUACAAUGUUCAGCUCUGUGUUGUGGUGCUAAUGAGACAUGUUUGCUGCAGAUAAUUAAUAUUUCAUUGAAUCUGAGAUGAGAACACAUCACUGAAUUUUUUUAGUCUAUAAUGUGUAUCAGGUACAGAGAUGCAAUACUAUGUAUUGUGUUUAUAAGGCUAAAUUGCUUGAAAAUUUUAAAAUACAAAUGUACGUAAUU
Cherax quadricarinatus is the source of this 5227-nucleotide messenger RNA. The record is from RefSeq and is a predicted model, not a curated record. NCBI's taxonomy places the organism in Eukaryota, Metazoa, Arthropoda, Malacostraca, Decapoda, Parastacidae.